ACCCAUUUUUUCUUUUACUUGUGGACUUUAACCCAUGUGACUCUGUAAGGAUAAAGACAGACAAACAGGAAGUUUCAGGAUAAGGUGACGCUUAAUCAGAAACAGGAUCAUGAAAAGAGAGCAGAGGGAGAAAGAGAGGUGAGAGAGAAAAGAGGUGGGGCAUGCUCUGAGUCAGAUCAGCGACGUGCUCCGUGGGGCACAUUUCUCAUGAGUCAGUAACUCGCUGGUGUCUUGUUGGAGCUGUGAGGAGUUUGACGGGCUGUGGAAAUAUAAAUCUUGGUGUCACUUGUCCUGGAUUUCUAAACAAAGCUGUAAACAGAGUUGGAACCCAGGACACGGCCUCCGUCUGUUUGUCUCGGUUCACUGCUUCCAUAUCAGCUUCUGCCAGGAUUACAGCAAGUUAAUUUAUUACCCCACAAAAAAAAGAAAACAUCACAAGGAGAGCAAUAAUGCACCUGCCAGACUAGGCUGCUGGAAAACAGUCUACACAGAAAAAUGCUGUAGGGCUCCUAUAUGGAGCUUUGAUGCAAAAUGUUUCUCUUCAAAUCUUCCCUCUGGUGCAUCGUCUUCAGCCUGUUCUCGCCAGCCUGCGGCUUGGAGUUCAUAGAAUACGACAGGGAUGUGGUUAUUUGCCCACAGGCAUUUUCCGACUGCACCAUCAGAAACAGUCUUUAUGAACCAAAGGACAACCAUGUUCGGUUUGAAGCAUCCUUCAAGCUCUGCUGUAAGGCCAAAAGAGACUGUGCACUUUGUCUUGUGCUAGAGACAGAGGUCAGCAACAUCCCUAUGGCUAGAGACGUGGAGAACGACAACCACUCUGGCAACGAUGAGGAAGAUGACAAUGAGGACACGACGCUUGAGAGAUCUUCUGUGACGGCAUGUUACCAAGAUCCAGCCAGCGCCUUGCCCAGAUGCAAGAAGGUGGAGUUUACAGUUAAUUACACCACUCUUGCUCACCAGAACAAGAGCAAGAUAGCCAUGGUGAUCACAGACAAGUUUCAUUUCGGAAGCCUAAUAACCGUUUAUCCCAAAAUGCGACUUGAUGCACCUUCAGAAGAGAAUGUGUGUUCCCAGGAAUUCCUCCAGAAACAUAUACCCAUGUGUCCAGUGCCAAAGUUCCGCAUCAAACCAGUUUUCAAGGAAAAUGAUGUUGAGCUGAAGAUUGUGGGCAACAAGUCCCGUCCCUCGCUCUGCAUCAAAUACGAGGAGAACGGACGCUGCCUGAGUCUGGCCCAGACCACCAUCCCCAUUCAUUCUGUGGCACCUUGCAUGUGCAUACAGGUAUGGGAUAAAGAUGAUGAGGGAACCAUGCGUUCUCAAUUAUGCCCCUUUAACAAAAAAGGAUUACCAGCUCAUUUACAAGACUUCAUGUGGAAAAACGUCUCGUUGAAUGUGCGCCUGAGCAAAACGGGUGAUAGAACAGUCCUUUUAUGGAACCUUACUGCCCCCUGCAGGCUGGAUGGUGAACUGUCGCUUUGUCGCAAACCGAGCAGCAGCGAAAGUCUUGCUGGUGUGAAAAACUGGAAACAAAACAGUUUGGGACUUUGGGAAAAACGAGGAGCAUUUGAAAACGUUGAUGAAAGCAUUUCCCAGUGUGUGAUGGUGAAAAUAAAGGGAACACAUCAGGAAUUGGGUCCAUUUUGCACGUCUGACACUAGCAGAUGGCGCUGGACUCUCCUGAUUGUCGGUGUUAUGGUGGUUGGUUGUCUGACAGCAUUAAUGGUUCAUUUCCUGCGUGAUUAUGUGAAAAAAUGGGUGUGGAGCUGGCGGCACGGUGGAUUCGUAAAGAUUGGCAGGAAGGGCCAUGUGGUUCUGCUGAGCCCCCCAGAUUUGGAUGACGCCGUUUCAGAGUCAGUUUGUCUGCUGGGUUCCCAGCUCUGCAGCCAGGGCUUCAGUGUGUCUGUGGACCAGUGGUGCAGGAAGGAUCAAUGCACAAUGGGACCUCUGCCAUGGCUCUACUCACAACUCCAGAAGCUGGACAGCAUGGGUGGUCGAGUUGUGCUGGUUCUCACCCAGAAAGCCUUAGAAAAAACCGAGGAGUGGACCGUCUUGAACAACGACGGGGAAGGACGGGAUCAGCGGCAGAUGAAGUCACCUUAUUCCGAUCUGUUUACGGCCUCAUUGUUCAUCAUUCAGGCCCACAAGAAGCUGGGCAGGGCGGCCGAGCGCUUUGUUCUGGUGAAAAUCGACUCCCACCAAACACAGAGUCACAGCAGCGACAGGAGACUUCCAGAGCUGCUUCAAGGCCUUCCUCUGUUUCUGCUUCCCGCUCAGAGCCAGUCGCUCACAACCGAACUGACCGUAGAAGAGGCAGAUACGACACGGACAGGCUGGAGGAGGAAUAUCUGAAGCAAGUGGAGGUUAUCGAAACCAUUUUUGUUAAAAAAAAGACUUUUAAGAAACUGCGGAUGAAUUUACAAAAACGGUGUCACAUAAAAAAAAUACUGCUGCAGAAUCGACAUGAAGGAUAUGCUUAUCUGGACUGAACAAGACAGAGAAGAAGUUGGCUGGAAACACUGAGUCUUUGGUUCAUAAAGAAGUAGCCCUGAAUUUUAAAAGUGAGGUUCUGGUACAAGGUUUUAGGCAGAUAUCUUAGAGUUGCAUCAGACAACUAUUUUGGCUUCUUUAUUUAGGUUAGUUUGCUCCAUAGACCAAAUCGAAAGGCUUGAUUGACAGAGACCAGAUUCAUAGCAGAUUUUGGCCGUCUUAAAAGAAUUAAAAUCUUUAAACCACCAGAUCAAUUUAGGCGGCUUCUUCUUUUAUAAAUUUUUUAAAUUGUCCUCAUGUUGUACUGGCCUGUUAUUUAUAGAAAAGGUGAUAGUUAUCUAACCAGGAAGUAAAGGUUGGAGUCAGUGCACCUCAGAUGAUGUUCCUGUGUGAAAUUAGUGCGGAGAAAAAAGCUAAACACGUUUUUUCAGUCAGAGUAGUUUCUUAAUUGUGUAAAAUGUGAAAUGUGUAAACAUUUAAGUAUUUAAACAACUAAAGUACUUUUGCUUUUUACUCUACUUUUAUAGAUGACAGCUACUCUGACUGAAAAUGCUUUCAUGCUCCAUUUUUUGAACUUUUCACACAGGACGAUCAUUUUGGGCUCACUGUGUCCUACCUUCACUUUCUGUGUAAUUAAAAACUGGCUUUUGUGUAAAUAACCCACCAAUGCAAACAGGAUGAUGGUCUAAGCCUAAUAAAAUAGUGUUCCCUCAAAAUGUUAUGGCACUUAGAGAUUAAAUUUGUUUCAAGAUGGUGUGCUGGCCUCUCUUUAAGAGGCUAGCUUCAUCCUCCAGGACCAACUAUUUUGGAUUUAUACUAAAUUUUUCUACAAGUAUAAAAAACUGCUUACAGCCUUUUCACAGAACCUCAUUUCAAUUACACAACCAGUGCUAUAAUAAUGUGAUAAUGUAAUAGUCUUUCUUUAUGGAAAGACUGUGUUUUGGUCGUUUCUCAGUCCUUUGCUGAAAAUAUGAAAUAUGUUCCUGAAGCAGGUGACGUGCAGCGUCAUGAAUAAACCUGAAGGGCAAUAAGCACAUAAAUAUGUAGACAGGUAGAUUGUAUUUUAUGGCUUCUAUUUUUAUUGUAAAUAAAUUGUAAAUAGGGAUUUUUUUUAAAACUCAUCUAUGAAUAAUAACUUCAAAGCUAUAAGACAAUUUAAUUGUACAUUUUUCAGAUGAAUAACAUCAAAUUAUUGUUAUAUAAUAGAAACAGCCUUUAUUGUCUUGCAUAGGGGAAGUUGAAGUGUUUACACAAAAAGUUCUUGAAGUGUUUAAAACAAUAUAUAAAUAAUAAUAAUAAUAAUAAUAAUAAUAAUAAUAAUAAUAAUAAUAAUAAUAAUAAUAAUAAUAAUAAUAAUAAUGAAAUGCUGUACAAGAAAGCUGCACGUCUUUUAGCUUAAACAAAUAAAAACUACUGGUCAUGGCGCAGUAUCUGGGCCAGUCACACUUAGCUAAAAAUAAACUUACGACCUAGAAGCGCUUACCAGUAGCAGAGGAUCUUAUUGGUUCAGAACGGUGUCAGUUUACCAAAGCAGGGGUGCGUUUGUGAAGAGUUUUUAUGACGAUCCAGGGGGGCGGUGUUAGGAGAUGUAAGCGAUAACAGCGAGCUCCGCUCCCUCCGGUGGUUUGAAUGUGAUUUGCUGUCAAACAGACAGUGUAGCGUGUCAAAAGCGUCUGGUUUGGAUACUUGACUUGUGUAAGGAGGUAAAAAGACGCUCUGUUGUGCUUAAAGUGUUUUCUAAAACUCACUUUCUAUCGACGGUGUGUGUUGUUUAACUAUCAGUUUUGCAGAAAGUUAAUAUUUGUCUUCAUUUUGAGAUUUUAAUUGCAGGCACUGGUUUUUUAUUUAUAUAUUUCAUGCAAUUUCUGAAAAGCCAAAGGCAAUUGUGUUAUAUCGCGCAACUCUAUUGUUUACAAGUACUGUGUUAUAAAUACUAUUGCUGUAUUGAAGAUCUAUUUCUUAAAUAAAACAGGGGAGCCAGGAA
Molecule: messenger RNA, 4471 nt
Organism: Poecilia reticulata (guppy)
Lineage: Eukaryota; Metazoa; Chordata; Actinopteri; Cyprinodontiformes; Poeciliidae
Molecular function (GO): interleukin-17 receptor activity
Source: RefSeq, a predicted model, not a curated record